ACUUGCACAACCAGGUUUGGCCGCUUUGUUGUGGGUAAUGACAAGGAAGAGAGCUCGGUAUCGAGACUCUGCCAACCGGGGUACCUUUUGUAUUGGGCCGAAGCUGCCGACUGCGGUCUUCGCUAAAAACGGGUGGCGAGCAUGGUGCCGUACACAGCCCGAGCAUUGCCAUCGUUUCCCUUUAUUUAUACGUUCCUUCGCUUCUUGGACUCUUUCGACUACCUCGCCUGCCCUGAGGCGCCCACCAACUGCCACAAAUCAUGUUCUACCCAAAGGUGCGCACAGUGCCCCUCGCGCUCGCGCUCGCGGCGUUUGCGACCUUGCCAGAUGCGUACGCGGUCUACGUCCCACGACAGGAUACGACGACGGACAAUAGUCAGCAGACGACAUCUGACAACGAUCACCAGACGACGAGCACGGAGGACAACACCAGUACCAGCGCGGAUGACAACACUAGCACGGCCACGGGCACCCGCACGCGCACCACCUCCGCGACGACUACGGGGGGAUCCUCCACUCAGACCACCUCCUUGGACUCGAGCACUAGCACGUCCGACUCCGCGAGUUCCACGAUCACCAGCAGUUCAACGAGCUCGGACAGCUCCUCGUCCUCCUCCAAACACCACUCCAGCACAAGCUCUAGCACCAGCGCCUCGGCCUCCGCCACCGAGUCCUCCGACUCGUCCUCCGGUUCCGGCGGACUCUCCGUCGGCGCGAUCGUGGGGAUCGCCAUCGCGGGUCUCGUCGUCGGCGGUCUGAUCUUCAUGAUGCUUACAGCCUGGGCGCGGAGGCGGCACAAGGCUGCGAAGCGGCCGGCGACCAUGGUUUUCGACCCGAACUUCUUCGCCGGGUCCAAGGCGGGGGAGUCUGUUCCCCUCACCUCGCAGACCACGGAGCAGGGCGAGCUGGCGCGCUAUAGCGACAAGGCUGAGACGCCAGGGACUGCUGCUACCGCUUCCACCUCCCACGACCUCUACCCUCCUGCGCCAACUCAUGCAACCUACACGAACUCGUCGGCAGCGUAUUCCUACUCGGACGCGUCGCUCGGAGGUCCGCCGCUGCAGCAUGCAGAGAUUGCACCUCUACACGCUCCGACGCCCAUAAAUCCAGCGAUGGCCGCCCCGAUAGCGUUCAGUCGUGCAUCCACGCCAACCACAUCCGGCCGCACGGCGACUCCUCCUGGACAAGUUGGUUCACCACCAUUCGCGCCUCGUUUGGAUUCGCCUCACUUCGAAGGACUGGGCGUUUUGCCCGCGCUGCAGCCUGGAUCUCGCGACAGCUCUGUCGGCCCGCGAAGCUCGCGAGCAGACAUGGGCGACAUGUUCUUCACGACGCCGCCAAUGUCCCCCACCCUCGGUGGCCUGUCCGCGGCGCGGUCUCUCGAACCUGAGCACGCGAGCCGCCAAUCCAGGGAGAGCGACGACUUCUCCGCGUCCCACGAGGGCGAGCAAAGUACCUCGUCGCAUCUACCGUAUCCCGGGGACGCACCAAGCCGCGGACGGCAAUGAGGAGCUCUUCAAAAACCUUCCAUGUUAAUGGACCUCGCAUCACAGUAUAAUAUGAUCUAAUCGUAUCUAUCGCAUUCGCUUUUGUUGUUUUGCCAGUUCACCCACUCACUAAUCUACUCAAUGCAUUUUUUCCUCCCGCACCCGCAUCUCGCUCACACUCCUCUACCUCACCUACUUCACCAUGACUCUUCAACCCCUCACCUCACCACAUUACCAGAAUGCCCCUCACUCGCGCGUUCACCCAAUGCGCAUACACGGACUACCUUCACAGUGCAUGGACUUUGGCCACCGUCGUACAUGGACCCUUUUCUCUACUAGUUGGUUCUACAUACAUACCUGGGAUCACCGCGGACUCGUAGAGCAUAUUUGUUACACGCGUAUGGAACCGUUGAAUUCCAGGUGCUUGACCAGCUUGACUGGCUUCGAACCCAAUUUUCCUGCCAUUGCUAUUGAACAGCUGUCCACGAUGUAUACAUAGU
Schizophyllum commune H4-8 is the source of this 1987-nucleotide messenger RNA. RefSeq lists its product as uncharacterized. NCBI's taxonomy places the organism in Eukaryota, Fungi, Basidiomycota, Agaricomycetes, Agaricales, Schizophyllaceae. The coding region runs from base 261 to 1508 and encodes 415 amino acids. The transcript has 3 exons. The record is from RefSeq and is a predicted model, not a curated record.